CCCUUGGCGAGAGAGAGGAGGCGAGGAGGCUGGACAUUGCAUUGCAUUUGAUCAGUUGAUUGGACUUAGCAUCAGCGAAGACCAUGAAGACGUUCGCCGCUUGCACGCUUGCUCUUGUCGCCGGUGACUUGGCUGCCGCUUUUACGGGCCCCCUGGCUCCCCGCACCGGAGCUACCAGCGUUGCCCGUGCAUCCUCGAGCUCGGCGGUGUGCAUGUCCGUGGGAGACGAGGCGAUGUCCCGGAAGAACGCGAUCGCGGCGUUUUCCGCGGGGGCCGCGGCGGUGCUCGGCGCGGCGGCGGUGCCGGCGGCGGUUUUCGCAGCGGAGGAAGCGGCAGCUCCCGCCCCCGCCGCUGUCUCUGCAGACGGGCCGCCCAACGACUGGGGAUUGACCAAGCAGUAUUACCCGGAUGCCUCCAAGAUGGUUAGGCACAUGAGGUACUGCACCAACAUGGAGAAGGGAGACCCCAACAUGGCGGAUAUUGCCAACAACUGCAAGAAGGAGAUGGUGGAGUUCGUGUCUAACUACCGCCGCUCGACCAACAUCAACGGCAAGCUGUCGUACUCCAACCUCUACACGUCCAUCUCGGUGCUGGCUGGACACUACGCCUCGUACGGCCCCAAGUUCCCUGUACCCGAGAAGCGCCGGAAGCGCCUGUUGCAGGAGUACACCGACAUCGAGCGAGCGAUCAAGCGCCAGCGUUAACUUCGCGCCCGCUUCAUCUCGUCUUGUAGCUUCGGCGUUGUCGAGGGUAAGACCGGCAGUUGAUGGGAGCAUGACUGAUGCUAGCCGAGUGGGUGGCCGUUUCGUAAAUAGAGGGACAAAGGGUGUCUCCUCGGUUUUGCGGAAAAUAUAUUUCAGGUUCGCGAUUGGGUAGGCGGCUGCCACGUGGGGAGGGGGGGAGGGUUAGGGAACACCUUAGACCGAACUGAUUUAAAGGAGGGCGCGCGUUUCACUAGAGGCAUGGAACAAGUGACCGCUUUCUCUGUUGAUGGCGCGACGCUUUGUGCGUGCUCGAAAACGUGCGUCGAUAUGUGAAAUAGAGUUCUUGAAACGGUUUGAGAACAAAGAACGUCACGCCCCCCCCCCCUACCAGCCCCACCUUUACCAGUUCGAAGUUGUGAUGGUCUUUAGCGAUGUUUCUUCCUGUGUUCGGGUGUCCGCGGGGGGCAGCAACUACUAGACGCGUUGUUUUUGUUGUUUUGUUUGGCCUGGUGUUUCCGAGUAUGAAGAAAAGAUGGCCAGGCACAGCUGCUGAUUGGUUGGUUAGUUCACAGGAACUUGGAAAACCUAGCAAGGGUGCACGCAUUCGGCAGUUAAUGACGUGUCUUUGGGUGGGAAUCCAGGAGUAAUCACAGCGCAAGCAUUAUCAACCACACCACAAGAAAUCAGCUCCGUUUGCUUGGCAUGUCACAAUCAGCAUUAUGAUUGAAAAGAGAAAGUAAGCUUGCAAAUGGUAUCAGCACGCCGUCGACAUUUGAUCGCGAGAAGGAUGUGGCCUGCCUUUCGAGAGGAACAAACAGAACGGGUUCGGCCGGUAGGGUAGCCUUCUAUCGGCUCUUCCCUUGAACAUGUUGCAGUCGAUUUGCUCAAAAGGGCUUCAUGUACCCAGGGACACACGGUGGAUUUGCUUGCUAAGGGCUUCAUCCACACUUGACGGGCCAUUUGAGCGAGUCAGACCGUCGAGAAUCUCCUGCAAGGGGGCAGCCCGGCCAUAAAAUCGGGACGACUGGAUUGGCUAGGCUACAGCUUGAUCUCCUCUUAUUGUUUGAUGAGUGCCGGUGCCGGAGAGAUGCCACACAGUUAAUUGCGGGUAUGCAUGAAGGGAGCCGUGCAGACACGUCGUGUCCGAAGGGCACGCCGGCUGCUGCACUAUAUUCGC
Ectocarpus sp. CCAP 1310/34 is the source of this 1881-nucleotide messenger RNA. The record is from the annotation of a GenBank genome assembly. Lineage: Eukaryota; Phaeophyceae; Ectocarpales; Ectocarpaceae.